AUGGCCGCGCCCAUCUCGGAAGACCUCUACGAGCUGCUCGAGGUCGAGCGCUCGGCGUCGGAGGCCGAGAUCCGGUCGAGCUACCGCAAGCUCGCGCUCAAGUACCACCCGGACCGCAACCACGGCACGCCCGGCGCCGAAGAGCACUUCAAGAAGCUCGCGACCGCGUACGCAGUGCUCUCGGACGCCAAGCAGCGCCGUGUGUACGACGUGUCGAGCAAGGACGGCACUCCGGACGCUGCGCUUGCCGCGUUCCAGGGCCUGCAGCCCAUCGACGUCAACGAGAUGAACAGCCUCGGGCGCAUGCUCGGCGCGCUCUGCUCCAAAAUGGGCAUUCCACUUCCAACGCAAAUCAGUGCAAAUGUUCUCGCCGCUGCCCACGACGCCGUCAAAGGCAUCGGUAUCGUCAAGGACCUCGCCAUGGGUCUCGAAGCCUCUGGGCGCGUCGAGAAACAAGAAGCGCACUUCUUUCGCCUCACGAUCGGCGACGUGCCGCCCACUGGCAUCGUCAUUAGCUGCCGCGCGGCACCCAAGAGCAAGUUCAAGCUCAUCCUCUUCGACUCGGACGGCGGCGUGCGCCACGUGCAAGAGUGCGGACCACGCUCCAAGUACACGUCAGCCGACAUCUUUAUGACAUCGAUGGAGUUUAUGGACAUGAACGAGUCCUGGAAGUUCUUGACCGAGCAAGAGAAGGCAUUGCCCGAGGUCUUCUCGAGCUUGACGACGCUCGAGCUCAUGCAAACGCCGCACUUGGGCGCUGGCAGCCACCUCUUUGCAGUCUAUGGCGACAAUUGGUUCUCGGCGCUCAACUACACGGUGCAGUGCACCGUCAUCCAAGCGACGAGCGCCACCAACAUCCAGCUCACCGAGGCCGAGAUGCUGCAUUUGCGCAAGGACAUUGAUGCGUUUCAGGCCGAGUUUGUCGCGGCGCAAAAAGCCUUUGAAGCGGUCGUCGCCAAGGCCAACGACUACGACGUGCGCACAAAGGAGCUCCUCCAGGCUCGGCGGUGUGCAUACGAAACCUUCUUUCAAGAGUGCGCCGAGCCGUACAAGGCGAUGCAGCCCGCGCGUGAGCGCCGCGAUUCGGCGCCCUCGGCCUUUCAGAACCUCUGGUCGCGCUUUACCGAGCCCAAGGAGCCUCCGAAGCGCAACGAGUUUUAG
Molecule: messenger RNA, 1161 nt
Organism: Saprolegnia diclina VS20
Lineage: Eukaryota; Oomycota; Saprolegniomycetes; Saprolegniales; Saprolegniaceae
Exons: 4
Coding region: 1-1161 (386 amino acids)
Source: RefSeq, a predicted model, not a curated record